AGUUGGCCAAUCACCGUCCAGGGCAAGAACUUCCGCCACACGGACGGAGCAUGUUCCAUUGUACCGAGCAGUUCUAAAAGAGUGUCGCAGUUUUGGAGGUGUCAACUGUUAGAAUUCCGUUAAAGUUGCUUUGAUUGUGGUGACCAGUUGUCGCUACUUAGAGAAGAAAUCAGAUGAGGUCGUUGACGACAGAGUAACGGGCGACUGCAGGGACAGAGUGCGGUGGUUCUCACCGAAGGAAUUCCAUCCAGCCUCAGCGGCGGCUCUUCCAUCUUCUUCCGCCGGUUAGCACCGUAGCUAAACAGCCCUAGCCGCGGUUUGUUUUAACUCCCGUGAAUCCGAUGAGUGGAAUGUUUUUAACCCGGAUGCAUCUCAGUUCGAGUCGGUCAGAAACACAGACGACGAAGGCUGUUAGCUGCGGGAUUAGCCGCUAAGCCGAGUUAGCUACUUGGCUAGCCAACUGUCUGGUCGCCUUGUAUAAAAACAAACAAACAAACAAACAAAAACAAAAAAAACCAACACGACGUGUAGUCGGAUACAAACGUUGUUCUGGUGAAUAUUUAUUACUUGGACUUGAAUUUCACCGCAACCGUGCAGAAUGAAUGGGUUCAGCACAGAAGAGGACAGCCACGACGGCCCGCCGGCUCCACCGUUUUACGGCCAGAGCUGCUGUCUGAUCGAGGACGGGGAGCGCUGCGGCCGCUCGGCUGGAAACGCCUCCUUCAGCAAGAGAAUUCAGAAGAGCAUAUCGCAGAAGAAGCUGAAGCUGGACAUCGACAAGAGUGUGCGGCAUCUCUACAUCUGUGAUUUUCACAAGAACUUCAUCCAGAGCGUCCGCAACAAGAGAAAGAGGAAGACGAGUGAUGAUGGAGGGGAAUCCCCUGACCAUGAUGUGGAAGUGCCUGAGGUGGAUCUGUUCCAGCUGCAGGUGAACACGCUGAGACGCUACAAGCGACACUACAAGCUGCAGACCAGACCCGGCCUCAACAAGGCCCAGCUGGCAGAGACCGUGAGUCGUCACUUCAGGAAUAUACCUGUGAACGAGAAGGAGACGCUCACCUACUUCAUCUACAUGGUGAAGAGCAGCAAGAGCCGCCUGGACCAGAAGGCUGACGGAGGCAAACCGCUGGACUAAGCUUCCCUCUGCCGUAACCCCAGCAACAGCUCCACACCAAACCUGGACACCACUAUCAGCAGCAGCUCCGCCUCAGUCCCCUUCCCACUGUCGGACCAGAACCUUUGCCGUCCUCUCAGGACGUUAAACAGAACUGGAGGAGACGUGGAGGAAGGACGAGUUUGCUUUCUCGCCGUCACUGACCUCUCCAUAAGGUCUGUGGAGAAGCAAGGCUCACUGCGGAGAUUUACGUUGUAAUACUUUAAAAAAAAAAAAAAAAAAAAAAAAAAAACAAUACAGCAUAUGAUUUGAAAUAACUCAGCUGAAUGACAUGUACAAUAUUGCUGCCUUAAGAGUUUAAAAAAAUGGAGAAACAAAAACACUUUGUUGGUUAUUAUUUUUAGCUGGUGAAUAGACUGUUAACACAUUCAGGAGGAGGAGGCUGGAGGGGAAGGGGUUGAAACAAAUGAAAUGUUUGAAAAAGGACACAGGCUCAGGUUCGCUUUCCAGCUCAAAUCUAAUCACAUCAUCGAUAAUAAUGUGUAAAAUGAAAUUUAAAAACCUGAAACCAGUUCUGUUGGCCUGUUUUCAGGUGGAAUGUGACUGGAUGGUGAGGAACGGUGCAGCGCUUUGAGCCUUUUUUCCUCAGUAGAACGUUGUUUUGUGGGUACACACUGAUUUAUUUCUGUUCAAUUUUCUUUUUAGUUCUGCUUUUAUUCUACGUGUUGUUUAAAGAUACCUGCAUAUUUAACAAUGAACCAACACCUCCACUGGGGUAAAAUCGGAAAUCGAAGGCUUUUUAUACUUCAGAACAGAAGAAUAACAGGAAGACUUUUUCUCCCAGUUUGUAAGAAUUGAUUACUGGGAAAUGUUUGUCUUGAUGCCAUUCCUCCAUAUCAGAAUUACUGAAAUUCUUAAAGUCUUCACAUUUCAUUUCCAUCUGAAAUAAUAAUGUGAAACAGGCAGUUUCCUUCUGAUCUGGUUUGGUUUACAGAAAGGGAAAGCAGGCCGGCUGAAGCCUUCAUAUUCCUCAGAACCGUCGUCCUCCAGCUGUUCUUGUGGACUGAACUCACUUUACGAUUUCCGAUGCAUUUUUCUUUGCUUUAUUUUGUUUUCCAGUCUGUUGUACCUUUUUUUUUUUUUGCUUGUAGGUUUCUUAGUGUCAUGUAGAUAACAUCCGUCUUUAUUAACAAACAGGUCAUUCCUCAUUAUACUGACUGUUGUAUUAGAACGAAAACAGAAGAACACAUAUUUAAGUAUGGCUGCGUACUGCUCUUAAUAUUAUUAAUAAAUGUAUUGUACAGGCA
Messenger RNA from Poecilia latipinna (sailfin molly), 2421 nucleotides. It is a transcript of the gene sap30l, whose product is annotated as sap30-like. NCBI's taxonomy places the organism in Eukaryota, Metazoa, Chordata, Actinopteri, Cyprinodontiformes, Poeciliidae. The transcript is spliced from 4 exons. Gene Ontology annotation, biological process: regulation of DNA-templated transcription. The record is from RefSeq and is a predicted model, not a curated record. Gene Ontology annotation, cellular component: histone deacetylase complex. The coding region runs from base 599 to 1135 and encodes 178 amino acids. Gene Ontology annotation, molecular function: transcription coregulator activity; protein binding.